Molecule: messenger RNA, 823 nt
Organism: Brassica oleracea var. oleracea
Lineage: Eukaryota; Viridiplantae; Streptophyta; Magnoliopsida; Brassicales; Brassicaceae
Product: transcription factor ORG3-like
Exons: 2
Coding region: 52-792 (246 amino acids)
Biological process (GO): regulation of transcription by RNA polymerase II
Cellular component (GO): RNA polymerase II transcription regulator complex
Molecular function (GO): DNA-binding transcription factor activity, RNA polymerase II-specific; RNA polymerase II transcription regulatory region sequence-specific DNA binding; protein dimerization activity
Source: RefSeq, a predicted model, not a curated record
CAUCCUCAACAGAAGAAAAAAGCUUUAAAAACUGUCUUUAGUCUAGCAAAAAUGCAUGCAUUGGGCCCUCCAUUAUUCCCAAACUCUGGAUGGGCGUCGAGAGGAGAGUAUGAGAGAUACAACCUCAUCGGAGAUAACCAUAAAAUCGGCACGUUUCUUGAUUUUCCGGUACCGCAGACAUAUGGAGUGGUUCAUCAUCAGACCAGCUUAGGGGUUUCUGUUUCGUCAGAGGUAAAUGGAAUAAAUAACAAUUCGGUCGUGAUCAAGAAGCUAAAUCACAAUGCUAAUGAGCGUAACCGUCGCAAGAAAACCAACUCUUUGUUCUCAACUCUUCGUUCAUGUCUUCCAAGCUCAGAUGAGCCGAAGAAGCUAAGUAUUCCUCAGACGAUUUCGCGGAGCGUGCAGUACAUACCAGAGCUGCAAGAGGAAGUUAAGAAGCUAAUACAAAAGAAGGAGCACCUCUUGUUGCGAGAAUCGGGUCAAAGAGAACGUUACGCUAAGCCAGAACCAAAAGUGGCUGCUAGUUAUUUCUCCACCGUUUUUGCUACUAAGCUUAGAGAUAACGAAGUAAUGGUCCAAAUCUCAUCGUCCAAGAUUCGUAAUUUUUCGAUAUAUAAUGUUUUGAGUGGACUAGAAAAAGAUGGGCUUGUUCUCGUUGAUGUUUCAUCUUCGAGUUCUCGAAGAGAACAACUCUUCUACACCUUGCAUCUCCAAGUGGACAAGAUUGAUAAUUACAAGCUAAUUUGUGAAGAGCUAAGUCAAAGGAUCUUGUACUUGUAUGAGGAAUGUUGAAACUAGUUUAAAUAAGAGAGAUUUGUUCUUA